This is a messenger RNA of Ipomoea triloba (trilobed morning glory), 1564 nucleotides long. RefSeq names its product glycerol-3-phosphate acyltransferase 9. Gene Ontology annotation, molecular function: glycerol-3-phosphate O-acyltransferase activity. Gene Ontology annotation, cellular component: endoplasmic reticulum. The record is from RefSeq and is a predicted model, not a curated record. The transcript has 12 exons. Gene Ontology annotation, biological process: triglyceride biosynthetic process. Bases 317 to 1435 code for a protein of 372 amino acids. Lineage: Eukaryota; Viridiplantae; Streptophyta; Magnoliopsida; Solanales; Convolvulaceae.
UUAAAUUAUACACACACAUAUAUAUACGAAGGGAGCUGAACCACUAGGAAGUGAUUGAAGCUGUGUUGGUGCAUCUGUGUCCUGUGACGUGCACUAAGCCUCUACUACUACGAAUAGGAAUAGGGCGGGUCCGUGUGUGGGGGCCUUGGGUUGGGGAUUAAACUUUUGGGAGAAGAAGAAGAAGAAGAAAUAGGAAUAGGAAUAGGAAUUGGGCAAGGAAUAAGAAUAGGAAUCGUUGUUGGCGGAGAUUGGAAGAAUAGUGGUGCAAAAUUGUAGGCAAAGAGGAGGAGGAGGAGGAGGAUAGUGUGGGAAGAAGAUGAGUGGGGUUCUGGCGACGUCGAGGUCGGAAUUGGAGCUGGAUCGACCCAACCUGGAAGACUAUCUUCCCACCGGAUCCAUCCCUGAGCCUCUCGGCAAGCUUCGCCUCCGUGAUUUGCUGGAUAUUUCGCCUACUCUUACUGAGGCUGCCGGUGCCAUUGUAGAUGAUUCCUUUACAAGAUGCUUCAAGUCUAAUCCUCCUGAAACUUGGAACUGGAACAUUUAUUUGUUUCCUUUGUGGUGUUUGGGUGUUGUAGUCAGAUAUGGACUUCUUUUCCCAUUAAGGGCUAUUGUUUUGACAGUAGGAUGGAUAAUAUUCUUGUCAUGCUACAUUCCUGUGCAUUUUCUGCUCAAGGGCCAUGAUAGACUCAGGAAAAAAUUGGAGCGAGUGCUGGUAGAGUUGAUAUGCAGCUUCUUUGUUGCAUCAUGGACUGGUGUUGUCAAAUACCAUGGUCCCCGGCCUAGCAUCCGGCCUAAACAGGUUUUUGUGGCAAAUCACACGUCAAUGAUUGAUUUCAUCAUUUUAGAACAGAUGACUGCCUUUGCUGUUAUCAUGCAGAAACAUCCUGGAUGGGUUGGAUUACUGCAGAGCACCAUUUUAGAAAGUGUAGGAUGUAUUUGGUUCAAUCGCUCAGAGGCCAAGGAUCGUGAAAUUGUAGCAAGGAAGCUUAGGGAGCAUGUUGAAGGGGCUGAUAAUAAUCCUCUUCUUAUAUUCCCAGAGGGAACUUGUGUCAAUAACCACUACACCGUCAUGUUCAAGAAGGGUGCAUUUGAGCUUGGGUGCACAGUUUGCCCAGUUGCAAUCAAGUACAACAAAAUUUUUGUUGAUGCUUUCUGGAAUAGUAGAAAGCAAUCUUUCACAAUGCACCUGCUGCAGCUCAUGACGUCAUGGGCUGUUGUUUGUGAUGUUUGGUACUUGGAGCCUCAAAAUUUAAAACCUGGUGAAACAGCAAUAGAGUUUGCAGAGAGGGUGAGGGACAUCAUUUCUGUUCGAGCAGGUCUUAAGAAGGUUCCUUGGGAUGGAUAUUUAAAAUAUUCUCGCCCUAGCCCCAAGCACCGAGAGAGGAAGCAACAGAGUUUUGCAGAGUGUAUACUCCGCCGCUUGGAAGAGAGGUAGAAGUUGAAGAAAUGAUGUUGUUAAGCACACUUUUUGUUCUGCUGUUACAAUUUUAUUCUUGUGACCGACCAUUUUGUAUUAUUUAUUUGGACAAAGCAGUUUUAUUCAAGUGACCACCUUUUUGCAUCA